UUUCACUUUCACUUCUUCUAACUUCUUCAAAAGUAAUAAACACGAAACGCACCGGUGCGCUUGGAUAUUUUCUUUAAUUAGUAUGCGUUGGUAAUUAAUCUGAUUAAAAGCUUGAUGUAUAUAUGCUGUAUUGAAGGAAAUACAGGAUUGUAAUGAAAAAAGAACUGUUAAACAUCGAUGCAAUCUCGAAAAAACCAUGAUAAGGCAUCUAAAGCUUCAAAGGAGGCAGAUAUCCUUGUCUCUGGGCUUAGUGUCGUCAUAACUCCAGGAAAAACAAAUGCUACUGAAAAGCCGAAACAGACCCCUCCGAAGAUUGCAUCAAAACCACAAGCAUCGAAAGCUUCUCCUAGGCGAAAAUUUCCGACCAGAACAGAUGACAUAAAAAAUGUGCAAAGCACAUUACAUCGAAAUCAGUCUCCAUCUCCAUCCAGAGGCUCUAGUCGAGCAUCAUCCAGCCCUGUGUCCUCAACAUCUUAUGUUUCCGAUGCCUGCACUUCCCUUUCCAAGGUGGAAGAUGCAACAACUGCCACUUCGACAUCUAUGUCUUCUUCUCCCGUCAAUGCCGGCCCGUCCUCAUAUAGAGCUCAGUGGGUCCUCUCAAGAAAACUCUCUGGAAGAUCUAGAUUUAGUGAAUUACAAGGAAAAUCUAAGGUAGCUGUUAGAGUUGCAGAUGAUGGAAAAAUUUACAUCAAGAGAUCAUCAGAGGACAGGACGUUGGACCCUGACCGUCUAAUGAUUGAUAGGUGUAACUUAACUCGUUUUCCAAUCAUUGAAGGAGAAGAGCAGCUCCAUUUACUUAAUUUGCAGCAAAAUCAAAUUACAGUUAUUGAGAAUUUAGAAAUAUUCUCAAAUUUAAAGUUUCUUGACUUGUCAGACAACUUGUUUGAACAAAUUACUGGUCUAGAUAAUUUAUUUUCCCUCAGAGUACUUAUUCUGUCCAGAAACAGGAUUCAUUAUAUUGAUGGUCUUCAAAACUUAAACCAUUUGGAUGUUCUUGAUCUUAGUGGAAAUGAGAUAAAAGAAAUAACAAAUGUUCAUCAUCUCCAUGAGUUAAGAGUGCUAAAUCUAUCAUCAAAUCAUAUUAACCAAAUUAGUGGGUUAAGAGGAUUAAAAUCUUUGGUUGAGUUGAAUUUAAAUAAAAAUUUUAUCUUGGAAGUAACUGAAGUAGAUGUGUUGCCUCGUCUGCAAAGACUGUUCUUGUCACAAAAUUCUAUUGAAAGGUUUGAAGACAUGUACUGUGUCAGCAACGUUCCAUUACUUUGUGAUUUAUCUUUAGAAGGCUGCCCAAUAACUGUAUUUCCAAAUUAUCGCCAUCUCAUCUUGUAUAAUAUACCACAACUGAAAGUCCUGGACACAAGACGAGCUUUGGAUGAGGAAAGACGCACAGCUCAAGCCUUGAUGCGCAAAGAAGAACAGAGAAGGCAGGAAGGUAUCCGUCAAGCAAAAGUCAAAGAAGCGAAGAUAAAAGCCAUUGCCACUGCUCGGCAGUUAUGGGAAACGUCUUGUAAAGAACCUGAAACUCUUUUGCAAAGAGAGUCACCAUCAUCUACAUCAUCCAUAGCUUCAGCUGUUCCAUUGCAUUUAUUAGCAACUAGAUCUUGCCACUCUUUCAGUGAAGAAGAAGAAGAUUUAUUUUGUUCCUAUUGUGGUGGACAAGGAGGUGAAUGCAGUGCCUGUGAUGGUGGAAGAUUAAAAAUUAUGUCGAAUGGUUUAAAUCAAAAAUCUAGGAAAUCAAAACAAAGAUCUCAAAAAAGAGGUCAUGAUGUCUUAAAAGCCAACAAAAAAUCAAGAACAUCUGUUGCAUUAGAUUUGGAAGUUGCUGAUUCAAGAUUGACAUAUCUAGCUGAGUUAGAAUUUGGUAACUUGCAAUUAUAUGGUCCUGGUGCUGUCGCAGCUACAAUAAGUAACACUUGGGCUCCACAGACUGUUGCUCUAAUACACACUGUGUGCUUCCAUUUUAUUGUUUUUGAUAGUAUAGCUCAUUUGCUGGGUAAAAUGAAAACACAAUUUCCUAAUAUUGAAGCAGCUUCAUUUGAAUGUACUUGUAUAGAAUCUUUAUCCCAACUGAAUGCAUUAGGUCAAAUUCCAGGUCUUAAAAUUUUAACGAUUGAAAGUGAGGGAAAUCCUAUAUUACAAUUAUCUUUAUGGAGAAUGUAUGCUGUGUACAGAUUGGGUCCAACGAUUGAACUUAUAAAUGGUGCAACGGUAACAGAACUUGAAAGAGUUAGAGCGGAAGAUAUUUUUGGAGGCCUUGGUUUUGCAGCUUCUUUGUUACUUCCGAAGUAUAGGUUAUCUUCUUUGUUAAAUAGUCCUAGAGUAAAACAAAUGUUUUUAAAAGAAAAGGGAUACUCUCCCAACAGCUUACAAAGACAACCAGACUGCCAAGUGGCUGCCGAAGUUAUGAAAGCUGCAUUUACUUACAAUCCUGAUUAUGAAUACUCUUUACCUGGAUACAAAACUACUGCAAGUAAAAUUGUGGAAAAAAAUCUAUUGCGUGUGGAAGAAGCUUUAAAAAAACGUUUAGUCUUUCAACGGCUUUGGCCGUCCAUGUUUUUAGGAAUAGUCAAUGAUGCAUUAGAAGAUUAUAUUGAUUUGAAUCGCCAUAUGAAACUGUCCAUGCUAAGCUUGCUUAAGAAAUGCAAAUCUUUAGAUGAAAGUGAUAGCAAUGAUUGAAAUAAAUUUUUGAAGACCAUUUUUAAAUAAAUUACCAAAAUUUCAUUAACUCAUUUUUUCUUUUCUGGCUGCAAUUUGGCAACUUUCAGUUUUCUUUUUUAAUUGACAAUCAAUGCUUCAUACAAAUGAACCACAAAUUUCAAUACUUCGGGUAAACUUUGAAUCUUGUUAUAUAUGAAUUUUGCUUUAAUAAAGCUUAUCUAUUUAU
Molecule: messenger RNA, 2881 nt
Organism: Uloborus diversus
Lineage: Eukaryota; Metazoa; Arthropoda; Arachnida; Araneae; Uloboridae
Product: leucine-rich repeat-containing protein 49-like
Exons: 19
Coding region: 178-2673 (831 amino acids)
Molecular function (GO): protein binding
Source: RefSeq, a predicted model, not a curated record